Molecule: messenger RNA, 1353 nt
Organism: Ogataea philodendri
Lineage: Eukaryota; Fungi; Ascomycota; Pichiomycetes; Pichiales; Pichiaceae
Exons: 1
Coding region: 1-1353 (450 amino acids)
Cellular component (GO): endoplasmic reticulum
Molecular function (GO): ubiquitin binding
Source: RefSeq, a predicted model, not a curated record
AUGGCGUCCGAGAGAGAAUGGCCCGAGUGGUUCACUCAAUUCGUGCGAAACGAGAGAACCGUGCCGUUAGUUCCGGGCAGUUUCCCCGUUGUGGAGGAACGGCAGCCAUCUAAGCUGCACCAAAUGGCAAACAACGCUGUGAAGUAUCUGAUUGACGGGCUGGUCUUGUUUGUUGUUGUGCCUGCGUAUAUUUUGUUGCGGGUGCUUGGAUUUGUGCUGCUGAUUGUGAUUGGAGGAGUGAUGCCGUUGAUUUUGCGCUUACAUCCAAACAGAUAUCAUGUGAUACGCCGUCAUGCUGAUCCGGGAGACAUGGCCCGUCGGUUCAUCAUCGAGUUUGAUGAUAUGAUUGGGAAUCGGACUUUGAACAACGCGCAGGAGGAAGAGACGGGCGAUCUGAUUCGGCAGGACGAGCUGAUGGAGAUCCCUCGUCCCGACUUUCUGGAGUGUGCGUACUCACAUGCUCUUCAUUUCGCAAAGAAGGAUGCCCGGUGGCUCGUUCUGUACAUCCACAGCGAGGAGAACCAGGAUACCAAGUCGUUUGUGGACGAUGUGCUUAUAAAUCCUGCGUUUCUGCAGUAUAUCAAGGACAAACAGAUGCUGGUUUGGGGCGGAGACAUCAAGGACAGCGAGGCAUUCCAGGUCGCUAACCAGUUCAAGGUGACCAAACUGCCGUUCUUGGGACUUUUGUGUCUCACGGUGACAGAGACGCCAACAGCCUCGGGAAUCCAGCAGUCGAGUCCUGUUUUGUCGAUGGUCUGCAAGAUACAGGGCCCUACUCCUGUGGAAAAAGUGAUAUCCAAGUUCCAGAAAAGCUACUCAAAGUUCAACCCAACUCUGCAGACGCUGCGUGCGGAGUUUGAACGACUGGAGCACGACCGCAACACGCGCCAGCUACAAGACCAGGCUUACGAGAACUCGCUCCAAAGAGACAGACUGCGCCGACUGGCUGAAGCUAGAGAACAGCGUGCACACCAAGAACAACUACAAUUGGCCGCUCUCAAGACCCAGUGGCUCAAGUGGAGAAAGUCUACGUUACUCCCAGAACCGCGCUCUGGCGGAGCCCGCACGGCGAUCCGGCUACCAAAUGGAAGCCGGUUGCGCAGAAAUUUCGAUAAAACCGCCAAAAUUGAAGAAAUAUAUGCCUUCGUCGAAUGCUGCCAGCUGAACGACGUCGAAAUCAACGACUCCGACUCUCUGGAACGUCCAAUUGGGUAUGAACACCGUUACGAGUUCCAAAUAUACACGGUCUACCCUCGCGAAGUUGUUUCCGUCGACGACGAUGUCGCCAUCGCCGACUCCCAACAGGUCUUCCCGGACGGUAACCUCAUUGUCGAGCUAAAUAACCAACCAUAA